This is a messenger RNA of Arabidopsis arenosa, 433 nucleotides long. NCBI's taxonomy places the organism in Eukaryota, Viridiplantae, Streptophyta, Magnoliopsida, Brassicales, Brassicaceae. The record is from the annotation of a GenBank genome assembly.
CAUCGUCUCUCUACCAGGUGAAUCUCUUACUAUUUCGAUUCAAUAAUUUGAGGGAUUUCAAGCUCCAGUUUUUCGAAUAUGGCGGAAGUAAGUCUUGGUAUGCUUAUAGACAUUGUGGACGAGGAGUGGAUGAGGGACACUUUGCCUGAUGAUGAUCUUCCAUUGCCUCCAGUGCUUGUUGUUAGGACUGAUGAUACUGAAGAAACCAAUCAAGAAAAUCAGCAAGCAGAUGCAGAAACUUGGCGCGAUCUUGCACUGGAUACACAAUAACAGCCUAAGUACAAUGGAUGAAGCUUCUUAAAAGUCUUGUUUCUCGUUGUGUAUUAUCAAAAUCAAAAACAAAACUUUUCUAGGCUUUUGUAUGAAGAAGACAGCAUUGCUUGCUUCUAUUUAAGUAUUUAUUAUGUUGGUGGGAUAAAUUUGCUUGUUAAUU